This is a messenger RNA of Suillus subaureus, 2551 nucleotides long. RefSeq lists its product as uncharacterized. Gene Ontology annotation, molecular function: protein-folding chaperone binding. The record is from RefSeq and is a predicted model, not a curated record. Lineage: Eukaryota; Fungi; Basidiomycota; Agaricomycetes; Boletales; Suillaceae. The coding region runs from base 253 to 2349 and encodes 698 amino acids. The transcript has 3 exons.
CAUGUUCCUUAGUGAGCUCUUGAAGUUGAGCUUGAGCUUGAACCUGAUUCAAAGAUGACUCAUCGGACCUUCCUAAUUGGGUAUAUUCUCGAAUUUAGUGGAAGUGACGAUGAAUUAGUGGACGCGUCUGUCAAUUACGCGUCCAUCUGCUCACCAAGACGAUUCGUCAUUCCACAGUUCAGUCCAGGCAUAUAAAUUCACUGCUCAACAUGACAUCUCCCAUAAUCUCAUCUCAUCCGAUUUCAAUUCACAAUGUUGGUAUUCGCUACACCCCACUACCCCUCUCAUGCUACACAGCAGCGUGCAUGGGCUCUCCAGCAGCAGCGGCUUAGGAACCAGUCCAUCUCAGAUGCUCUUUAUGCCCAACACUAUCCAAGCCAGCUGCGCAGCACAAAUAGUCUACUUGAUCGUGUGCUAGAGCGCGAUGACUGUCUCCAUACCCAGUCUCCGUACUAUGGCUACACCACAAACGACCUUGCGGAGUACGAGUAUGAGCUUGCACUCUCAAGGGCCACCCGCGAGGCUGCAAUCCAUCAACUCCAUCGCGACUACAAUGCCGCUAUCCGAAGGCGGUAUGCUGCUUUCCAGGCUCAACGCAAGGAGCAAGAAAUGGAGCGAGAACUCCGCGCUCGCCGCCGCGCUGCAGAGGUUCAUAGCUUGCUCGCAGAUGGCAAGUCGUUCGUAGAUGGAUAUUGGCCUUGCGGCUUGCCUGUGGAUGCUGAACUCCCCACUCAGGCCACAGCUUCCACCUCAAAGGCCCCUGUCCAGAACAAGCCUUGGCGCGAGGAGAGACUUGAGGGUCGUAUGGCAGAGUUGCAAUCCAUCUUUGACCGUCUCUCUGAAGGCUCUUCUCCUUUCGAACGUGUUCCAGUAACAUCCGCCACACCCACGUCUUCGCAGGUCAAUGCCAGCCAAGAGGCAAGGACCUCCACGCACGAAGGAAAAGGAAAAGCCAAAGAGAUCCCAGGCUCCGACGUGGAGCCUUCAGUCAAGGAGAGGCUCGAGGAGUGUCUGAUGGACCAGUACCAAUCUGAAUUGAGCAACAUUUUCCAGUCGAUCCUUACUGGUUUGUCUGAGGGCACUUCAAUCGACUCUCCUUUCGAACGCGUUCCAGUGACAUCUGCUGCAGCUAGUACCUCUACGCAGGUCAACGUUAAUGAAGAGGGCACUACCUCCUCACACAAGGAAAAGGGAAAAGCCAAAGAGAUCCCUGACUCUGACGUUGAAGAAGAGCCCUCUGCAACUCCAGCCCAAGUCGCAUCUUCGCUCUCCCAGAUCACUUCCAUCGUAUCCCGUCUGGAGACACUCAUCGCUGGCUUCCAAUUCCCUGCCGAACUCGAUUUCUCUCCCUCUCGCUCGCCGUCCCCAGCUUACUCAGCUCUCGAUACCGAUGACGUGUUUGCGUUGACAUACACCGCGACCAACGCGCCUCUCCGCGCACAGGAGCAUGCGCUGUCGUUGCUCCUCACUGACCUGGACAACGUCCCAAGCUUUGGGUCACACGUAGUGAGAGAUGCAAGGCGCGCAGUUGUAGCACGCGUAGGGGAAGCUCUGGAAGAGCUGGAGAAAGGUGUGGAAGAGCGAAGGGGCCGUGCUCGUGGCAGGAAGGGAGACCCUGUCACUGUUACGGUGCCUGUCGCGCAGUCCUCGGAGCCGGAGAAUCUUACCUCUGCGGAUCUCGUGCCCAUCCAGGUCCCCGUUAUAGACGAAGUUUCUACGAACGUCUUUGUUCCUGCAGUCCCAGUCGAAGCACUCGCACCCGCCGCAUCUUCUCCCAUCGAAGCAAUUGCAGGCCCUGUAGUGCUUGAGGCUAGCAUCGAAGCACCCGAGAUCGCAACCACAUCUGUGGCGGAGCCGAGUGUUGCUUCUUCUGGUUCUCUUCCCACAGCAUCCUCUAAGUUGACAGCUCAGGAGGUUUCGGUCCCGCAGGAAGAAAAGUCCGAGGAGCCGCUUGUCGAUGAAGUCAGCACCGUCUCUGUCUCUGAGGACGUAGCAAACGAAGAUGCAGUGCUCAUUGAGGCCACCAACUUAUCCACUCACGCGGACCUCACCCAACCGUCAUCUCCAUCCGCAACACACUCGACGCCACCUCCCCUCGAUACCUUAGAUUCACAUUCCCAAAACACCAUCGGUAUCUUUCCUCCCGUCUCCAUUCCCGAUUUUGAGACUUUGACCCAUGCGGACGCUAAUAUCCCCGCGGAGGUGACAGAUACCGCUACUGCAGAUGAGCCGGCAUCGUAUGCACCGGCAGCGGCGGCGGCGUCUUCUUUCUUGGGAUCUGAUCAUGAGCAGGCUCGGAGUGUGGAAUCUUCGUCUGAGGCGGAAGUGGAUACGUUCCUCCUUCUCUGAGGGGAUGAGUGGGUCGUGGGCUGUCUAUUGUAAUUGGUCGAUUUUGGAUUUUUGACUGUUUUAAAUUUCACUUAUGUUCUGGGACGUCUUAUGCUUACGUUGUUGAUAUUCGUUCAUGAUUAUUCGAUGACUGGACUCCAGUUUGAAUAAUGAGUGCUUAGCUAAAACAAUGGUUAAUUUAAUGCAUGUUUGUUAUACAAAA